This is a messenger RNA of Auxenochlorella protothecoides, 525 nucleotides long. Its product is annotated as Vesicle transport protein SFT2B. NCBI's taxonomy places the organism in Eukaryota, Viridiplantae, Chlorophyta, Trebouxiophyceae, Chlorellales, Chlorellaceae. Gene Ontology annotation, cellular component: membrane. Gene Ontology annotation, biological process: vesicle-mediated transport. The transcript is spliced from 4 exons. The coding region runs from base 1 to 525 and encodes 174 amino acids. The record is from RefSeq and is a predicted model, not a curated record.
AUGGCGUCAAACUGGUUUGACCGGCUCAGGACCGGGCUGGGCAUGGAGGUGGAGGAGCCGGAGCCUGCCGAGGUGGGCAACCAGACCCUGCUGUCGCAGCUGGAUGAGGCCACCACGCUCACGCGCACCCAGAGGGCGGUGGGCUUUGCACUGUGUGCGGGGCUGGGCCUCCUCCUCUCAUUCCUGGCCCCGCUCUUCGUGCUCCGCCCCGUCAAAUUCGCGAUGGUGUACACCCUUGGAAACCUGCUCGCCAUUGGGAGCUCCUUGUUCUUGGCAGGACCCUCCAAGCAGUGGGCCAACAUGUGGCACAGCAAGCGGAGGCUGGCCACGCUCCUGUACCUGGUGAGCAUCUUCGGCACGCUCGCCUCUGCCCUGGCUCUGCACAGCGCCCUCCUCUGCAUCCUGUUCAUCGUGCUCCAAACCUGCGCGCUGCUCUGGUACUGCCUUUCGUACAUUCCUUACGGCCACGCCAUGGUCAUGCGCUUCGCCGGCCGCCACUUUGACGAGGCGGGGGGCCAGUGGUGA